Messenger RNA from Adineta steineri, 865 nucleotides. The record is from the annotation of a GenBank genome assembly. Lineage: Eukaryota; Metazoa; Rotifera; Eurotatoria; Adinetida; Adinetidae.
GGCUCAGAGUAUUAUGCCUAAGUCACAUUCACACCCACACCCACACCCACACCCACACCACACCCACACCACACCCACACCCACACCCACACCCACACCCACACCCACACCCACACCCACACCCACACCCACCCUCAAGAUGCCUCAAUGCAUGGGACGUAUUUCACCUAACGCUCUUCAACGUCUUGUUUCCUAUAUUGAUCUAUUUGGCAAGCAUGACAUCUAUGUGAUUCUCACUCUUCAUCGUCAUUUAGAAUCACCACAAGUGUGGCAACAGGUAGCAGCUAUUCUCAGCAGAGUAAAUAAUAUUAUUGGCUAUGAUCUUAUCAAUGAACCAUACAUAAUGCUCGAUCAACAAGUCGGUAUUGAAGAUUUGUCAAUAUGCGAUCGUUCGUCAGAAAUUGGCGACUUACUGACAUACUAUGGGCAAAUGCUCGAUGUUAUUCGACGCGAAGAUCAUCAUACACCAGUCAUUAUUGAAUCAUCAUUUUGGGCAAAUUGGCGUGCCCUUCGUUUGUUGAACCUUAAACAGAGUCCAUUAUCAGCGUAUAUCCAUGAUAUUGAUCUAUUUAAGGUUUCAUUCCAUAUGUAUGAACCAAGAUUAUUAACAACAUAUCGUUUGAAUAAGAAUCGUUUCGGCUAUCCUGGUAUUUCAAGAAAUACUCCUGGAGCAUCUGUCUAUCUUCAAGAUACGCUCAAUGAAUGUCACAAGCAUGGUUGGAGUACAUGUCUUUAUGCAUUCCGUGAAUAUCAUUGGAGUAUGAUGAACUAUGAAUUAGGUGUUGAUAGAGAAAAUGAGCAUAUCAAAUCUGUUGGCAAUCCACUUAUGAAAGCAAUUACAGAAGCCAUACAAAAAUCAAGUUAA